AAGGCCUGGGUCGGCCCAGACCUGAGGCGGGCACGGGAGGUGCCCGUUUCUCUGCCGCUUUGGCCCUCUACCUCGCUUGCGUAGGCUGGGGUGGAUUUACUGGCGCGUUGUUGGAGCGGAACACAUUAUCUAAGCAACCAUGCUGGCUGCCAGGCUAGUAUGCCUCAGGACAUUAUCAUGCCAGACUAUACGUCCCACCAUUAGUCAGGCUUCUCCUGCUUUGAGGAACUCCAAUAUAAAAGCAUACAGGCUGUGGCAGCCUAACCAGUGUUAUGCUACCAGAGUAAGAACAGGUGUACGUCGUGGAAAAAUUGGCCAGGAAAUCAAGGAAGCAGCAUUUGAACCAUCUGCAGAAACAGCACUUAAAGCCCAUCGACUGGGAAAAAUUUUUGUUGCUGGUGGGGCUGCUGUUGGCCUGGGAGCUCUUUGCUACUAUGGAUUGGGCAUGUCCAGCGAGAUUGGAGCUUUUGAAAGAGCUGUUAUUUGGCCACAGUAUGUGAAGGACAGGAUUCACACUACUUACAUGUAUUUUGCUGGAAGCAUUGGCUUGACAGCACUCUCUGCUGUGGCAGUAAGCAGAUCUCCAGCACUCAUGAGUCUUAUGACAAAAGGCUCCUGGCUGGCAAUAGGUGCAACCUUUGCAGCUAUGAUUGGUGCUGGCAUGCUGGUCAGGUCCAUAUCCUAUGAAGAUAGUCCAGCAGCUAAACAUUUGGCUUGGAUGAUGCAUUCAGGUGUCAUGGGUGCAGUCGUGGCUCCUCUCACCUUCUUGGGAGGUCCGUUGCUGAUCAGAGCUGCCUGGUACACUGCUGGAAUCGUCGGAGGGCUUUCAACUGUUGCCAUGUGUGCUCCAAGUGAAAAGUUUCUGAACAUGGGAGGACCACUUGGAGUAGGCUUAGGCUUUGUUCUUGCGUCUUCAAUUGGAUCCAUGUUCUUGCCUCCUACUUCUGCUUUUGGUGCUGGCUUGUAUUCGGUAGCUGUUUAUGGUGGCUUGGUCCUUUUUUCCAUGUUUCUGCUCAGUGAUACCCAGCAUGUUAUCAAGCGUGCAGAAACUCUUCCGUAUUAUGGGCCAACAAAAUAUGAUCCAAUCAAUGCGUGCAUGGGCAUCUACACAGAUACACUGAACAUCUUCAUUCGAGUGGCCACCAUGCUUGCAGGUGGUGGAGGUGUCAAGAGAAAGUAGACUAAGACUCAUCUUUGCCACCAGCUGACGGCCCACCUAGUACACAUAAUAAAUAAAAAUUCGUGGCUACAAGCAGUAUUGCUGCAAGUCAGAAGAUUAAAGCAUUUCAGAGUAUUAUUGCAGUGCAAUGUGAUCCAGAGUUAAUAGUUUUUCUUCACUUCCCAGCUCUGUGUUUAAAAUGCUUCUAAUUGUACAUUAUUUUGGGAAAGUAAAUUAUUUUUAAUAUUUGAGUAAAAUAAUUUAUCUGCUUCUUAAUGGGUUUGACAGCAGUUCAACUCUAUUUUUUUUCACUGUUCCUGCAUAGCAAAGGAAGUAAUUUUUCAACUGUUAUCCCAUAUGCAGGUAGAGACACAAGCUACUUCAUUGAAUACUGUUAACAUGCAUCAGAUUGAAUUAGGAUUGCAGAAGCUACAUUUUAGUGAGACAACUGAAAAAAUGGGAAUACAGCACUAAAUGCAGUAAUGACUUAUGUCUGAGCAGAGGUUUUGGAAAGGUUUAAAUAGUUGUCAGAAAUGUGUUGCGCUUGACAGGCGAGGAGACAAGAUGAGCAAACUGCAGCAUUCUGGAGUUCACAUGAGAACUUGAUUUAGUGCUAAUUGGAUGUAGUAGCUAGGUUCUUUUGAUAUUAGAUUUAUCAAGCUGUUGACUAGCAAGAGGCAUGUCUUUUUUGUCUGUAAAUAAAUGCCAGUAUUGUGGAUGAAACCCCAUCCUUCAGAAGAGAUACUAGUGCUCGUCUUUGGCAACCUUGUACGGUUGGCUUAGAAGGAAUUGAGAACGACUGCUUUACAUUAAGAAAUUCAUACUUAAGCUUUAUUUGCUGUAUGUUCAAAUAAAAGGUGAGUUCUUGAGGAACAAUAAAGUUUUAAGCUCAUCUGAACAA
Pogoniulus pusillus (Red-fronted tinkerbird) is the source of this 2060-nucleotide messenger RNA. It is a transcript of the gene GHITM, whose product is annotated as growth hormone inducible transmembrane protein. Lineage: Eukaryota; Metazoa; Chordata; Aves; Piciformes; Lybiidae. The coding region runs from base 140 to 1180 and encodes 346 amino acids. The record is from RefSeq and is a predicted model, not a curated record. The transcript is spliced from 9 exons. Gene Ontology annotation, cellular component: mitochondrial inner membrane.